Tripterygium wilfordii is the source of this 708-nucleotide messenger RNA. RefSeq names its product vitellogenin-2-like. Lineage: Eukaryota; Viridiplantae; Streptophyta; Magnoliopsida; Celastrales; Celastraceae. The record is from RefSeq and is a predicted model, not a curated record. The transcript has a single exon. Bases 56 to 667 code for a protein of 203 amino acids.
UAUAUAUAUCAUCAUAAGUAAGUAGUGCUUCUUCUUCUCUUACAAAUAAAUUGUUAUGUCCAAGAAGAUGGAGCAAAUCAAAGAAGAAGACAAGUUCUUCAACAGGCUAAUGUCCAAAGAAUUAGCCUCAUCAUCAUCAUUAAACACUUCUUCUCAUCAUUACUAUGUUGGAGCUUCAGGUUCUGUUCCAUUCUUGUGGGAGUCUCAACCUGGAACACCAAAACAUGUUCUCUUCUCUGGUAAUUCUUCUCUACUUCCUCCUCUAACACCUCCUCCUUCUUACAACUCCCAAUCUACAAUGCAAAUGAUGAAGAAAAAGUCAAAGAUAACCUGUUUGAUCAACAUUUUCUUGUCUUGGAAAAAUAUCAAGUCCUCCUUAUCAUCUCAUGUAUCUCCUUCAUCUUCAUUGUCUUAUGCACCCUCAUCUAACUCAUCUCCAACAUCUUCAAGAUCUUCUUCAAGUUCUAUCAAGUCCAAGAAUCAUCAUCAUCAGCAUCGUCGUCGCUGUCAAUAUCGAAUUUCCUCCUCAAGAUCAGGUGAUCAUGUUCAUGACUAUGACUAUGAGGAGGAGGAGGAGGAUUUGGAUCAUGAACAAGUAGGUGCUGCAUCUAGGUUUUCACUAAAUUCGACAUUGUGUUUUGGUGUCAUCAACAAACGUAAGCACUGAGAGGUGGCUCAAUUGGUCUUCAGCUUGGUUAGGCGCUCUAG